AUGGCAUACACGGAGCCUCUCCUUUUCACCACGCCACACAACACCCACAGCCCGCGCGCGCUCCACCGGGUCGGCGCCUUCGGUCCCCCCACCCCCGCCUCCACGCCGAGGAAGCCCGGCGACGACGACGACGACGACGAGGACCCCCUUGCCGGCAGCAGCAGCAGCAGCAUGGUAGUGUCGAUGCGCGACGACGAGACCGGCGCGCUCGUGGCCACCGUCGGCGGCGAAGGCGACGAGCCGGAUGACGACCCGCUGGACGCGCCGCCGGUGCGGACGGCGAAGGCCGGGCUGGCGGUUUUCGCGGACGAGUCGCGCCGGCUGUGGGCCAUCGGCGCGCCGAUCGCGUUCAACAUCCUCUGCCUCUACGGCACCAACUCCACCACGCAGAUCUUCGUCGGCCACAUCGGUAACCGCGAGCUCUCCGCCGUCGCCAUCGGCCUCUCCGUCGUCUCCAACUUCUCCUUCGGCUUCCUCCUGGGCAUGGGGAGCGCGCUGGAGACGCUGUGCGGGCAGGCGUUCGGGGCGGGGCAGGUGGCCAUGCUGGGCGUGUACAUGCAGCGCUCGUGGAUCAUCCUCACGGCCUCGGCCCUCCUCCUCUCGCCGCUCUACAUCUUCGCGGGGAACAUCCUGCGGCUGCUCGGCCAGGAGGAAGCCAUCGCGGCGGCCGCCGGCGAGUUCACGCUGCGCAUCAUCCCGCAGAUGUUCGCGCUGGCCAUCAACUUCCCCACGCAGAAGUUCCUCCAGGCGCAGAGCAAGGUGGUGGCGCUGGCGUGGAUCGGCUUCGCCGCCCUGAUCGCGCACGUCGGCCUGCUGGCCCUCUUCGUGUCCCUGCUCGGCUGGGGCAUCGCCGGCGCCGCGGCGGCCUACGACAUCUCCUCCUGGCUGACCGCGCUCGCGCAGGUGGCGUACGUGGUCGGGUGGUGCCGGGACGGGUGGACGGGCCUGUCCCGCGCGGCGUUCAACGAGCUCUGGGCCUUCGUCAAGCUCUCCCUCGCCUCCGCCGUGAUGCUCUGCCUCGAGAUCUGGUACAUGAUGGUGCUCGUGGUGCUCACGGGCCACCUCGACGACGCCGAGAUCGCCGUGGACUCCAUCUCCAUCUGCAUGAACAUCAACGGGUGGGAGGGGAUGCUCUUCAUCGGCCUGAGCGCGGCCAUCAGCGUGCGCGUGUCCAACGAGCUGGGCUCCGGCCGGCCGCGCGCCACGGUGCACGCCGUGGCGGUGGUGCUGGCGCAGUCGCUGGCGCUCGGGCUGGCUGCCAUGGUGCUGAUCCUGGCGACGCGGAACGAGUUCGCCGUCAUCUUCACGGGCGACCGGCACCUGCAGAAGGCCGUGGCCAACAUCGCCGGCCUGCUCGCGGUCACCAUGGUGCUCAACAGCAUCCAGCCCGUCAUCUCCGGCAUCGCCGUCGGCGGCGGCUGGCAGGCCGCCGUCGCCUACAUCAACCUCGGCUGCUACUACGCCUUCGGCCUCCCCCUCGGGUUCAUCUUCGGCUACCUCUUCCGAUGGGGCGUCAGGGGGAUUUGGGCGGGCAUGCUGUGCGGGACGGCGUUGCAGACGGGGAUCCUCAUGUACAUGGUCUUCAAGACCGACUGGAAAGCAGAGGCAUCGAGGGCGCUGGAGAGGGUGAGAUUGUGGGGAGGGCAGCACGCGAAGCUUCCCACCACAGACAGCGAAGAGACUAGCUAG
Triticum turgidum subsp. durum (durum wheat) is the source of this 1689-nucleotide messenger RNA. The record is from the annotation of a GenBank genome assembly. NCBI's taxonomy places the organism in Eukaryota, Viridiplantae, Streptophyta, Magnoliopsida, Poales, Poaceae.